GGAGUAUAUACGAAACAUCUGUAUUCAAUAUUUAUUGUGAGGUUUAAGAUGUACGAGUGUGUUUCGUCUACUAACAGGAUGAUGGUUAGUUGGAUUAUAUUUAUAUCGCUACUUUUUGCGGUUGAAAAUAUAAAAUGUAACACGGAGAGCAUCGAGCCUGGCCAAUGCCUUUCCAAAUUUGACCACGACUACAAAGUGAUGCAGAAAUUGCUGCAGUUGGAGACGCAGAUAGCAAGUCAGGCAGACGAAAUAAAAGACCUAACAAAUAUUAACAAAGUGUUCGCUGCGCAGAUAGCAAGCCAAGCACGAGAAAUCAAUCAACUGAUGGAUACAAACAAAACCAGUCAUCAUGUUGCCUUCAUGGCAGAAUUAUCAACUAGUAUGGUUAAUCCUGAAAAAGGCACCACCGUAGUGUUUGACAACGUCCAUGUCAAUGAAGGCAGUAGCUACAAGCCGGGAACAGGGACCUUUGUAGCCCCAGCUAGUGGCAUAUACAGUGUAACAGUUGUCGCAACAGCAGAAAGGAGGUCAAGUUCUGGUCAACAGCUUCAUCUCUAUCUGAUGCACAACUCGAAUAAGAUCGGCUACAUUUUCCUCGACGGCAACACCAACUGGCCCUUGUUGAGAACGAUAAGUGUCGUAGUGAAGCUGAGUUAUGGGGAUACGUUGUUCGUUAAGAUUGGUGGAAUCACAGGGGUGGGAACUUUAGUUGGGUGCUGUUUUCAUACACACUUCAGUGGUUUCCUUGUGCAGACAGACUGACAAAUUCUACAGCGACGAAACAAUUAGCUAGAAAUAAGUUACGCGAAUGGCUACGAUAUUUUCAAUUUAAUGUUACCUACUAUAGCAUAUUUGCUCUCUUAUUGGUUAGCUGUUAUGAAUAAAGUGUUACUUUAUAACAUAUUAUUUAUAAAAUGGAAAUCAACUGACAAAAGAAAAUAAUAGGCUAUCCAAAAAUCACAUUAUUUUUUAUGAAUGACAUUUGAUUACACUUUGAUUCUGAAGCAAUUUGUAUUGUUUCAUUAUAAAUGCUCUCAAGUCUCUUGCUACAGUUUGGACUUUUGACAAAGAUAGGUGAUGCCUUUAUGAUAGCCUAUGAUUCCGAAUCUAAUUGAUAUUCCAACUUUAUUUGUUAUGAUUGAUGCAUAGUUUCUCUGUUACAGUUUAUCCAGGAAUAUUCCACCACAUAGUACAAUUUAGUCUUUGUCUGUACAAUUUGAAAUAUGAAAAAAAAAGAUUUAUUUUCGUACAUUCUAUCACUCUUGUAAUAAAAUGUUUCAAAAUGA
Molecule: messenger RNA, 1286 nt
Organism: Mercenaria mercenaria
Lineage: Eukaryota; Metazoa; Mollusca; Bivalvia; Venerida; Veneridae
Product: heavy metal-binding protein HIP-like
Exons: 4
Coding region: 49-762 (237 amino acids)
Molecular function (GO): protein binding
Source: RefSeq, a predicted model, not a curated record